AUGUUACCCUCUUCAUUUUCCGAUACACUUUCCACAAAUUCUUCAUCAUCGUGUGCCACUACGGCCUCUGCAGCAAUUUCCAUCUCUUCCUCCGUCAUUAGCGGAAGCAACAACAGCACUACUUCCUCUCAACCACAAAACUCAGGAGUCAAUGUUCAAGUGCUUCUCAGAUGUAGACCAUUGAAUGAGAAAGAGAAGGGACAAACCAUCUCGGUUGAUACCUCUCCAUACCUACGAAAAGAAUUAAAAGUCCAUCAGAAACUCGUACACGGAAAGGAAAUUACCAAGACCUUUACCUUUGAUCGGGUCUAUGGACCACAAACCACACAAAAAGAAUUCUUUGAUGAAUCCAUAAAGAGUAUCGUAGAUGAAGCGUUGGAUGGAUUUAAUUGUACCAUUUUUGCUUACGGACAGACAUCAUCGGGAAAAACCUUUACUAUGGAAGGAAGGAGAGAUCCCUCAGAUGCUACCGAUUCUCAAGCCGGAGUCAUUCCUAGAUCCAUUUAUCAUAUUUUCCAAACUUUGGAAUCAAACAAGACGGAAUACACAGUGAAAGUGAGCUGUAUGGAAUUGUACAAUGAAGAAUUACAAGACUUGCUCACCGAUCGACAAAACAAGUUAAAGAUUUUCGAUGACAAUACAGGAAGAAAGGGCACGGUUGUGGCUGGUCUUGAAGAAAUUGUCGUUCGCGACGCUUCUCAAAUCAUUUCCAUUGUGGAAGAUGCUCAAAAGAGAAGACAAAUAGCAGAGACGAAUUUGAACAAGUCCUCGAGUCGUUCUCAUUGUAUUACUACCAUUACCAUUCAUAUGAGAGAAGUGAAUGACGAAGGUGAGGAAUUUAUCAAGACUGGAAAGCUGAAUCUUGUCGAUUUGGCUGGAAGUGAAAAUAUUGGUCGAUCUGGAGCUAUUAAACAACGAGCAAAGGAAGCUGGUAUGAUCAAUCAGAGUUUGCUUACUUUGGGAAGAGUCAUUACUGCUCUCACUGAACACAGUCCCCACGUUCCAUAUAGAGAAUCUAAAUUGACUAGAAUUUUACAAGAUAGUUUGGGAGGAAAGACCAAGACAUGUCUCAUUGCAACUAUUUCUCCAUCAGUGUUGUGCUUGGAGGAAACACUAAGCACAUUGGAUUAUGCUUUCAAAGCAAAGAGUAUCAAGAAUAAGCCAGAAGUGAAUAUGAAGGUUUCUAAGGCUCAAUUAAUUAAGGAAAUGUCUGCUGAUAUGGAAAAGUUGAAGGCAGAAUUGAAUGCACAAAGACUCAAGAAUGGUAUUUACAUGGCACCUGAGAUUUAUGAAGAAACCAAUCGAAAAUUGCAAGAACAAGAAUGUACCAUUCGAGAUUUAGAAGAUCAACUUCAAUUAAAGUUGAAGGAGUAUGAAGAAUUAACAGGACUAUUCAAGGAAAAGGAACGUGAGUUGCAAAAAGAGCUCCAAAGUCACAGUGAAACAAGAUCAGUGUUGAACACCACAACCAAUGUACUCAAGAAGACUGAAACUGAAUUGAAAAGCACCAAAACGGAACUUGAUAUUACCAACUUUGUUCUCGAAAAAACUCAAGAGACAGAGGAGCAAUUACUUGUUGAAGCACACUCUCUGCUUGAUGGACUCAAAGAUAGCAUUCAAGACAUUGAUGGAUUCAUUAGCAAGGUCGAAAGAAAAUCAAAGGUCGAAGUUGACAAUCAAACUCUGACAAGUAUGUUCAAGGAAAUGAUGCAAGGCAAGCUGAAUCAAUCUGAGGAAGAGAUUCACAAGCUUUACAACACAUUUGUUCAUGUCAACACUACGGCAAAGAACUCGAUUGAGGAAUUCAUGCUUCAAAAGAUGACACAAGCCAAGCUCUUGGGAGAACAAAUGAAAGAAAUUACUGAUCUCUUCCAACGUUCUCAAAAAGAUCUCUUGCAAUUGAUGGAUCACAAGACGACUUCUCAAGGCACUGCUUUGGAAUCCUUAGAAAGAAAUAAUGACAUGUUUGAGCAGAAAAUCGUUAAGAGCAUUUUCAGCAUGAAGGAUGCCUUUGAACAAUCCAUGUCUCUUGUGCAACAUCAAAUUGAGAAUCAAAAACAUGAGCUUCAAAAACUCAAUAAUUUCUUUGUGGAUACUCUGACAAGAAAUACCAAAUACUUGGAAAUUUUCAGCACUCGUCACCAUGAAGUCAUGAAUGAAAUGAAGGAACAAAUGGAACACACCGUGGAGCUUCAUGUGAACCAGACAAAUUUACACAGCUCGAAACUGAAUGAAAUGUUGGAACAACAACACAAACAGAACAUUCUCUUAAAACAAGAACUUAUGAAGAAUUUGGAAGCCAUGAUCGAUGAAACCAUCUCGAAACAAGAAGGUGAAUUCUCACAAUCUGUUUCAGGUAUUCAACAGUUCUUUGGUAAUUCUGUUCAGUCGGUUCGAAACAUGGAAGCCACUGUCAAGAAGGGAUCUCAAGAGUCCUAUACCAACAUGGAAAAGAUGAAGUUGAACCUCUCGACCAAUCAACAAGAAGCAACACAAGUGGUCACCAAAUCCAGAAUGCAAAUCGAUUCACAUAUUCAAAACAUUUCAUCUGAAGCUAGCAAAUUAAGUGAAUCUGUGAAAUCAUUCUGUGAAACUUCUAACUCUACUGUCUCAUCUAACUCUCAAAACGUGAAACAAUUUAUCAACACUGCCAAUGAGGAGCAACGAAUGUUUAUGGAUCAAUGUCAUGCAUCAUCCUGCAAGAAUACAUCCACGCAUCAAGAACGAAUCAGUCAACUCAAUCAUCAUGUGACCAACUUUGAUCAACAAGUUGGAAUCUUUUCGAAUACUCAUUUGGAACUUCAUAAUUCACAACUUGGACAUGUCGAAAAGUUCAGAAAGGACUUUAUUGAGGCAAGAUCAAGUGACAUGAAACGCUCACUCGAUCACUUUGUUCUUAACACAGAUCAACCGACUGGAAACACUCCACAAAAGAAAAAGAGAAAGAUUCCAGAACAGUUACCCAAGACCAAACCAAAGGAUGAACUUGUUGAAAUGUAUAGACUCUCUCUUCCACCAUCUUUGGAAGUACCAUCCUUGUUGUUGAAUGGAGGUGAGAGGAUUGCAAGUCCAUGCCGAUCGGAUAAUAUGGACGAUGUGGAUUCCGAUGUUUUAAGUGUGGCAAGCAAUAAGGAGAAUAUUGGCUCACCACAAGAAAAUUCAUCACCUCAAAGCGCUCUGCCACCAGUGAAACCUUUGAAGUCAACAACAGGCAACAAUGGUGACUUUUCAGUUCCUUCCUCUAUUGUCAAAAGAAAAAAGCCGGCAGCAGUCACAAAGGUUUUAAAGACAAACGUUAUCAAGAAUGAAAACUUUGGUGUUUCUUCAUUCAGAUAA
This is a messenger RNA of Naegleria lovaniensis, 3336 nucleotides long. RefSeq lists its product as uncharacterized. Gene Ontology annotation, biological process: microtubule-based movement. Lineage: Eukaryota; Heterolobosea; Eutetramitea; Acrasida; Naegleriidae. The record is from RefSeq and is a predicted model, not a curated record. Gene Ontology annotation, molecular function: ATP binding; plus-end-directed microtubule motor activity; microtubule binding. The coding region runs from base 1 to 3336 and encodes 1111 amino acids. The transcript is spliced from 2 exons.